Molecule: messenger RNA, 2250 nt
Organism: Manihot esculenta (cassava)
Lineage: Eukaryota; Viridiplantae; Streptophyta; Magnoliopsida; Malpighiales; Euphorbiaceae
Product: ABC transporter G family member 15
Exons: 9
Coding region: 17-2086 (689 amino acids)
Cellular component (GO): membrane
Molecular function (GO): ATP hydrolysis activity; ABC-type transporter activity; ATP binding
Source: RefSeq, a predicted model, not a curated record
UGAAGAGUAAAGCGCAAUGCAGAUGAACAAAGAAGAAGAAGAAGAAGAAAUGGAAGAUAGUGGGUUAAAGAAUUUGGUAUGGGAAGAAGUGACAGUGACGACAAUGGCAGACACUUACUACAAAAGCUUCCUAAUGAAGAAGCCUGCAAAUUGCAGGAAUUUGCUAAAUAGAAUAACUGGGUUUGCUUUACCUCGUCGAAUUAUGGCUAUUAUGGGUCCUUCUGGUUCUGGCAAAUCCACUUUGCUUGAUGCUUUAUCUGGAAGGCUUUCACCCAAUGUAAUAAUGUCUGGAAAUGUUUUGCUGAAUGGAAAGCAAAGGAGAAUAGGCUGCAAAAACAUUUCUUAUGUCACUCAAGAAGAUUUUCUCUUGGGGACUCUGAGUGUCACAGAAACCCUCACAUACUCAGCAAAGUUAAGGCUUCCUGCAAAAUAUACAAAGAAUGAAAUCAAAACAGUAGUAGAAGACACAAUGAUGAAGAUGGGAUUGCAGGAUUGUGCUGAUAAAAAGAUUGGAAAUUGGCAUUUGAGAGGAAUAAGUGGAGGUGAAAAGAGGCGACUUAGCAUUAGUCUUGAGAUAUUAACACAGCCUCAUGUGAUGUUUCUUGAUGAACCAACUUCUGGGCUUGAUAGUGCUUCAGCUUUCUUUGUCAUUGAAGCUCUGAGAAACAUUGCUCUUGAUGGAAGAAUAGUGAUUUGUUCUAUUCACCAGCCUAGUAGUUUCGUCUUUGAUUUGUUUGAUGACUUGUGCCUCCUUUCAAGUGGAGAAACCAUCUAUUUUGGAGAGGCAAAUGCAGCCAUCAAGUUCUUUGCUGAGGCUGGAUUUCCUUGUCCAACAAGAAGAAACCCUUCGGAUCACUUUCUUAGGUGUAUCAAUUCAGAUUUCGACAAGAUAGCUGCGAUUCGAUUACGAUCACAAAAAGAUCUUGGAUCUCUAGAACCUUCGAGUUCCCAAAUCAAUUUGAGCACAGAAGAUAUCAGAGAAAUUCUUUUCCAAAAAUACAAGAAUUCUGCAUAUUCAGUAGAUACAAGAAAACGAAUUCGAGAACUUACCCUUUAUACUGAAGAGCUUGUGCCUGGUCCGAACAUGAACAACAUUAGUUGGUGGAAGCAGCUCUGCACAUUAACUAAUCGUUCAUUCACAAACAUGACAAGAGAUCUAGCAUAUUACUGGAUAAGAAUCCUAUUUUGUGCCCUAAUUGCACUAGGUGCUGGAAUUAUGUUCUUUGAUAUUGGCUUAUCAAAUUCAUCAAUCCUAGCAAGAGUUAAAUGUUACACAUAUUUUUAUGACUUCUUGCUUUGCUUGUGCGUUGGAGGCUUACCCUCUCUCAGUGAAGAAUGGAAGGUAGUGUACUAUGAAAGAUACAACGGACACUAUGGAGAGGGCGUGUUCGUGCUCGCCAAUUUCCUCUCAUCUUUUCCUUUCUUGGUGAUGAUCACUCUAUCAUCUGCAACUAUAAUCUUUUACAUGGUGAAAUUUCAUAUGGGAUUCUCCAUCUAUUGUUAUUUUUGUAUCAAUCUCUUCUGUUGCCUGUCUACUAUGGAGAGUAUAACAAUGAUUGUUGCAUUACUUGUCCCCAACUUCUUGAUGGGUAUAGGAGUUUCAUCUGCUGUAAUUAUGCUUUUGACGAUUGCAUCUGGACUUUAUAGGCCAUUGGCUUAUCUUCCCAAGGUUUUCUGGAAAUACCCAAUGAGCUAUAUCAGUGUUACAGCAUGGGCUGUGCAGGGUCAAUAUAAAAAUGAUGUGAUUGGACUUGAGUUCGAACCAUGGGUGCCUGGAGAAUUAAAGCUCAAAGGUGAGAGGAUACUUGAGACAGAUUUAGGAGUGAAGUCGAGACAUUCCAAGUGGUGGGAUUUGGCUAUUCUCUUCUUCUUAUUUCUAUGUCACAGGUUUGUUUUCUUUAUGGUACUAAAGUACAAGGAAAGAGCAGUGUUGUUGUUGCGCAGGCUCUAUGCCAAGCAAAGUUUUCAAUCCCAAAUCAAAAGAAUUUCAGAUUCUUUUAGAAGGGAAACUUAUAGCUUCUCUAAGAGACACCAACCUCUCCAUCCAUUGUCUUCUCAAGAAGGCCUUGCAUCACCACUGCCUUAGCAUUGAUAUGUAAUUUUUCAAAUGCUAUGGUAGUUAGGUUUGUAAAUUAAUUAAGGAUAUAAAUGAUAGGAAAUAAGUUCAAAUCCAUUCAUCUACUUUAAAAUUGGUUUUCACAUUAUUCAUUUGCUAAAGGGGAAUUGCAAGUUCACUGCCUUCCAUCUAAA